Messenger RNA from Podarcis raffonei (Aeolian wall lizard), 1831 nucleotides. RefSeq names its product transmembrane protein 167A (gene TMEM167A). The record is from RefSeq and is a predicted model, not a curated record. Gene Ontology annotation, biological process: protein secretion; intracellular transport. Lineage: Eukaryota; Metazoa; Chordata; Lepidosauria; Squamata; Lacertidae. The coding region runs from base 125 to 343 and encodes 72 amino acids. The transcript has 4 exons.
CCUGCGCCUAUCCGGAGCCUGUGCCUCCUCCGAACCAAUCAGUGGAGCGGCUAAGGCGCCGCUUCUUCCGUGCCCCGCCCCUUGGCUACCGGAUGUGUGAUGUGGCUCGCGGCGCUGCGUAACUAUGUCUGCAAUCUUCAAUUUUCAGAGCCUACUGACAGUAAUCCUUCUGCUUAUAUGUACCUGUGCAUACAUAAGAUCAUUGGCUCCCAGGUUACUGGAUAAUAAUCAAACUGGAUUAUUGGGCAUAUUCUGGAAGUGUGCCAGGAUUGGCGAGCGGAAGAGCCCUUAUGUAGCUGUGUGCUGUAUUGCGAUGGCCUUCAGUAUUCUAUUUAUACAGUAAAAAUGGGGAAAUGUCAGGAAUAUAUUUGUCAAGCGCAUACGGAAUAAAAGACUCGGGGAAAACAGAAGAGAUGAAAAAUAUGUUCUACACUUCACUUUCUUUGUUAAUGCUGGACAAGAUACACCUUUGACAAUUUGUUUCCAUAUUUCAGUUAGGGGAGCAGUGGUGUAUUAAAUUAUAAAAAUGCAGUUAUUAAUUAACACUGUCAUACUUCUGCCGAAUUCUUUUAUGUGAACUGUAUUCUGAAUUUCAGAUGAGACAUUUUAAGAUGGACAAAGUAGAAACCUCUCUUUGAGAAUUGAAUUGCUAUUAAAAUACAAAACCUUUUAAAAAGUUUAUAUUUUUUGCAACAACUUUUGAUUUUAAAAAUAUAAAAUCACAAGGAUAGAAUUCCAGUGUCACAUUAGCAAACAUGAUUGGGCUUCUCCUUCUCCUUCCCCAAUGGCCCCUGUGCCUUCUCCAGUCUUUUCUGGAGGAUUCCCACAACAUGAAAAUGCAGGAGGAAGGAGACGAACGAGAAGUGCUGUUUGCAUGAGCGCCUGUCUUUUGUGCAAGCAGGAUGCCAAAGCUGGAUAUCACCUUGAAACAAUAAAAUCUUAAAAGCAUAGGCAGAGACAAAGUAAAAUCAGAUCAAUAUUGUACCAUUAUCAAUAAGAGUGGUGGUGUAAUAAGCAGAGAUUGAGGUAAAGCAGGGAUAUAUGCAAAAGUUCAAAACAAUGUUUCAGAUUAGAAGCACAUUAAAUUUGUGAUUAAUUGUUUUAUACACACACACAGGCACACAUAUAACUACAGGUUGAAAAUAUUUUUAAAUUAGUUGUUAAAAUACCUGUAAAAUAAAAGAAAUACAUUUUACAAAGAUUGAAUCCUGUUCGCAAUUACUUCAGGCAAACGCUGCUCUGUAUUAAAGUCAACACUUAACAAUCAAGUAUUUUUGGUUUAUUCUGAUUUUUUAAAAAUAAACAUUUAUAUAAUAACGUGCUGUGUGCUUAUGAUCUCUGCAGGCUAUUAAAUUCUGAAACUUGUCUUGAAUGUAUGAGAAAUAUAUUUGUUUCUCCUAUUAUGAAAUCCAGAACUUUUCCUGAAACCUGGCUUUUAUAUUCAUUCAGUAGUUGUAUCUGCUGGAAUAUUCACUACAGCUCAUACAAAAAUUCAGAAAGGAACAAUUGAUACUACUGGCUUAUUUAUGAACUGAGCUUUUAUAAUCUGGCCAUCCUAUUUCUGCUUAGCUAUCUUUAUAUUAGGGCUACUGUAAACAACAACAACCAGAAACCCUCUGGAUUUUGUGCUUAUUUAACAAGUAAUGCUAAUAUCCUUGGACCUUCAAGUGUAUUUUUGUACUCAGUGAUGUGUUCAGUUUCUUACAACCUUCUGACAAUUCUCUUUACAAUACGUUAUGUUAUAUUUUUCAAAAUUACAGUAAUUGUAUAAAUAACAGGAUGAACAAGCGCAGAAUUAAAGAAAGGUCAUUGUUGAGCAGUUGUUGCUAAA